UGAAAACUGGCGAAAAAAUAGAACUAUUUUAACAGGAACUUGGACUUUGGGUGGUUGUCAAACAGCAGUAUGACACAGGCCUGUCUAUUUCAUUGUUGACCACUCAGCUAUGGCUCUCUGAAUCAACAUGAUUUGUCUGGCUUUUGAAAUGUCAAAGAAGCAAAAAGUGGCUCUCGCUGCCACUGGUAUGGCCGGGGCGAGCUUGGUGGCCUGGAAAGCCUUCUUUCCUUGGAUCGGUGAUGACAUCAAAACGAUUCGAGCGCUAUCAAAGGCUCUCAAAAUGAGUAAAAAAAAUAUCAUGGAAGGGCGGUCAGCUUUGAAGAUGUUGGAGGAAAAUGUAGCCCGAUUUCCCAAAAAGACAUACAUUAUCUUUGAGGAUCGCCACUUUUCCUAUGAGUACGUGGAUGCCAUGGCCAACAGGGUCGCCAAUCUAGCCAUGACGUGGGGCCUCCCUCUUCACACACCCGUGGCCAUGAUGAUAGAAAACGAACCAGCCUUCAUAUGGACGUUUUUUGGAUUACGAAAGGCCGGACUGUCGGCAGUAUUCAUCAAUUUCCAUCUGAAAGGGAAUCCUCUUGUUCAUUCCUUAAAAGUCAGCGAGGCACCGGUACUCAUUAUUGGUCAAGGUGAUGAACAUUUACAAUCCCUCCAAGAGAUAAUGGGCGAAUUGCCGGACAUGAAGAAGUAUGCUAUUGGGAGUCAACAGGCCGAUCUCCCCCCAGAAUUUAUCGCAAUGGAUGAAGUCCUCCUCCGCACUCUACCUGUGCCACUGUCUCCAGCUUGUCGGGGGGAGCAAAGUCUGCUUGCUCCUGUGUGUUAUAUAUACACGUCUGGUACAACAGGACUACCCAAACCCGCUGUUAUCAAUCAGGCAAAAGCAAUAGCUGCAUCCGCAUUCUGGCACAUCUUUGAUUUUAAUGAGAACGACAUAGCAUAUGCUGUAACCCCUCUUUACCACAGUGCCAGUUUCUUAAUGUGUGUGUACAACACCUUAGAUCAAGGAGCCACAGUAGUUUUACGGCGGAAGUUCUCCGCACGCCAUUACUGGGAAGAUGUACGGAAACAUAAAGUGACUGUCAUUCAGUAUAUUGGGGAGCUGUGUCGUUAUUUGCUACGUGUUCCCAAGAGCGACCUAGACGGUGUCCAUAAUGUGCGCGUUGCAUUUGGAAACGGACUGAGGGUAGAUAUUUGGGAAGAAUUCAAAAAUAGGUUUAAAAUUCCCCACAUUGUGGAAUUUUUUGGUGCGACAGAGGGCACGGGUGUUUUCACCAAUGUUACAAAUACCGUUGGUGCAAUCGGCCGGAUGUCGCCUUUAAUGAGGGCAACUAUAUACCGAGAUGUUAAUUUUCAAAUCCAUUUUCUUAAAUUUGACAAUAGUACUGAGAAACCAGUUCGGGACAAAAAUGGACUAUGCAUCCCCAUUAAACCAGGGGAGGUUGGCCUUGUAAUAUCCUCAGUUAACGAACAGCUGUACACCGGGUUUUACAAGGGCCCUAAAGAGAUGAACGAAAAGAAGUUCGUUAGGGACGUGUUUAAAAAGGGGGACCGAUUCUUUUCCUUUGGAGACCUGGUAUACCUGGACAAAGACUACAACAUAUACUUCAGAGACAGGACUGGAGAUACGUUUAGGUGGAAGAGUGAAAACGUCUCGACGUCAGAGGUUGCCAACGUCAUAAGUCGGAUUCCCUUCAUACGUGACGUCAACGUUUAUGGCGUGACUAUCCCUGGCGAAGAUGGACGUGCAGGAAUGGCAGCCAUUAUGCUGAAACACGAAGAUAAUCAGAUCACGGACGACAAACUACGUACGAUCUACUCUGUAUGUCAGAAGGAACUUCCGGUUUACGCUCGUCCCUUGUUUAUUCGAUUCAUGUCAGAGUUUAUCAUUACGCAAACCAUGAAGAAUCGGAAAGUGGAACUUGUGGAGGAAGGAUAUGACCUUCAGAAGGUCGAUGACCCUAUCUAUUUUUACGACUCAAAAAAUAAAAUGUAUUCCCCGUUGACAAGGACAAAUUAUGAGGGUGUUCUUUCCUCCAAAUUAUGAAAAAGUGCCCCCCCCCCCUUGAUGCUACGUGCCUGCUCGAUACUUGUAUGUAGAUAUUUGAAUUGAUCCUUAUUGUAGACAAAACAGAUACCGGUAUGCCAAAAUAAAGCAAUAUGAAUAAAAAGUGAUAAAUUGCAUAAUUUUUCAUGUAUGUAUAUGUAAAUGUGAUAUUGAUUUUUUCCGGUGCGUGCAUGGCUUUUCUGUUUUCCAUGUCAUUUUGAUUGUGAAAGUAUAAUUGCUGUAUUAUUUGAAUUUUAUAUCAGUUAAUAAAUGUACAAUGCAU
This is a messenger RNA of Magallana angulata, 2324 nucleotides long. Its product is annotated as long-chain fatty acid transport protein 6-like. NCBI's taxonomy places the organism in Eukaryota, Metazoa, Mollusca, Bivalvia, Ostreida, Ostreidae. The transcript is spliced from 11 exons. Gene Ontology annotation, molecular function: long-chain fatty acid transmembrane transporter activity; long-chain fatty acid-CoA ligase activity. The record is from RefSeq and is a predicted model, not a curated record. The coding region runs from base 128 to 2041 and encodes 637 amino acids.